AUGGCCGAUGGCCAGGGCCAGCCGGCGCCGCCACGGCCGGUGGUGGUGGUGGCUAUGAAAGGCCACCCGGGGUCCGGCAAGUCCACGGCGGCGCGCGCCAUCGCGGCCGCGCUUCGCUGCCCGCUCCUGGACAAGGACGAUGUCAGGGACUGCACGCUGCCCCUAGAGGGCUUGGCUGCUGCCGGGAUGCUCAACGAGCUUUCCUACGCCGUGCUGUGGCGGAUGGCUGAGCGCCAGGUACGGCUCGGUCUGUCUGUCGUCAUCGACUCCCCGCUGUCGCGCCGCGCUCACCUCGACGCGCUGGCACGCCUGGCCGGUGCGCUUGUCGUCGUCGUGGAGUGCCGCCCUGGUGAUAACGAGGAGUGGCGCCGGAGGCUGGAGAACCGUGGGGCGGCUGUUGCCAAUGGUGGCGGCAGUGAUGGAUGGCAUAAGCCGAAGACGUGGGCUGAGCUGGAGAGGCUUCUGGAAGGGUACCAAGGUUGCACAGACUAUGAAAUUGGGGAUGUGCCGAGGAUUGUGGUGGAUACAACUGAUCCGGCGGUUGAUGCGCAGGUGAUAGCUGAAAAGGUUGUGGUUUUCGUUAGAGGUUUUGUUCCUCUCCUCUCUCUAGUACAUCUGUCACAUUCCAAUGAAAUGGAAUAUGACUUUUCAGCAUCCAUGUUUAGGAGGAAAAGGGGUUCAAGCAAGUGUGCUACCAAGAUAAGGGUGCCUGUUAUUCUGCGGGAGCUGGAGCCAUCCUCAGAGAUGUUCAAGCAAGGAGCGUCCCUUCGAGUCACAGGAAGUCUUCAGUCAUUCGAUGUGGACUCUGCAACUGCCGUCAUUCAGGACGGCAGCGUGAGUUUGAAGGUUGACACCCAACAUCUGAGGGACAUCAGUUUCCGCACGAAUUCGGCAUACCAGUUCAUUGGCGAACUUCAGAUCCGUGAAGAUAAUGAUGCGAUUCUACUAGCGCGCAUUGGAAGGAACGUCGAUGGCCUCGACCUGAACCUUUACCAGCAGGCUCUACUCAACCGGCGGCAACACGAAGCAAAGCUAUUGAGCUCCAGGACCAGGAGAGCAUGA
This is a messenger RNA of Miscanthus lutarioriparius, 1062 nucleotides long. NCBI's taxonomy places the organism in Eukaryota, Viridiplantae, Streptophyta, Magnoliopsida, Poales, Poaceae. The record is from the annotation of a GenBank genome assembly.